ACUUGCCGACGUCGAAAGAAGAAAUGCGAUGAGGCAAGGCCAGGCUGCCAGAACUGCGCGAAGAACAACAUCAUCUGUGGCGGGUAUGAGAUGAGGAAGCCUUGGAAGAAAGGAGCUCGCAGCAAGAACUCUGCUGACAAGUCGAAUGUAGCUGCGGUCAUUCCUGAACUUCCACACAUCAUCAGCGCGAUAGACGAUCCUCUGGACUCACAGCUACUCUCGUACUUCAUCACACAUGCCUGUCAAGCCUUGAACAUAUACUCCGAAACACACAAUCCAUUCGAUGGAUUCGUGGUUGACAUGGCGUUGGCGAACCCAGGCCUUAUGCACUCCUUGCUCUGCCUCUCCGCAUCUUGCCUCCUCGUUCACCAACCGACGUCGGCACAAGAGAUUGUUGUUCGACAUAGCCACCACUUUGACCAGGCUGUUGUUACACUUCGAAAGGGCGUCGAAGCCUACAGCUCCAACAGUUCGACACAGAACGCAGACUGCAUCGUGCUGCAAACCAUCAUACUCGCGCACGAAGCGAUCGUCACAGGAGAGACAAAUGGCAGUUAUCGAUGUCACCUGUCAGCAGCUUCGGGACUCGUCAACAGUUGUGCGAAUCUGAGCGCAGACGUGCAGAGUUUUGCUCGUCAGUUCUUGAUGUACCACAACCUUGCCAACACAAUCUCAUGCCUUGAUCCUGUCAAUCAAGUCAUGAGGUCAUCUGUGCAAGCGAACGGAAAUGAAACUGUGGAGCAAGACGCAUUUUCGGAGGGCUGCGUCGACGGAAUAUUGCAUGGUCUUCUAGAACCCAUGGCAUGCACACGACAAAUACGGGAUGGAGUACGCUUUUACCGCAACACCAGCGACUCGAGAUGGUUCAAGAAUGAACAGCUCCUCAGCUUAGCACUUGGAGUUGAAACACGGCUACGAACAUGGCAAUCUCGAUUCGUGACAAAAACACCACAGUACUGGACAUCACUGGUGUACCGGCAAAGCGCUUAUGUAUAUCUCUAUCGGACCAUCAAGCCAUCGACACCGAGUGCAGUAUUGGCACAGUGUCUGUCAGACGGGCUGUCGUAUGCAUCGCUUGCACUGCGGGACAUCAUGAGGAACAAUAACAGCAUCCACAGCUGGAUCUGUGGCGUGCUACUCCCACCACUAUUCUUACUCGGAUGUGCAGCCUUCGAUCCAAUACACAGACAAGCCUUACUCGAUAUCCUAGAAGAUUUGCAUGCGUGUAAUCAAAGGACCAGUAUCGUGCAUGCCAAAGCAAUCUUGGAAGAGGUCUGGUCGAGGAUGGAUGCAGCUGCACAUGGUGCUGAAGAUGACGCUUGGGAUUGGGAAAAUGUCAUGAAGGACUUGGACAUGGAUAUCAUGCUGUCAUGA
Molecule: messenger RNA, 1374 nt
Organism: Aureobasidium melanogenum CBS 110374
Lineage: Eukaryota; Fungi; Ascomycota; Dothideomycetes; Dothideales; Saccotheciaceae
Exons: 3
Biological process (GO): positive regulation of transcription by RNA polymerase II
Cellular component (GO): nucleus
Molecular function (GO): zinc ion binding; transcription cis-regulatory region binding; DNA-binding transcription factor activity, RNA polymerase II-specific
Source: RefSeq, a predicted model, not a curated record